GAAAACAUAGAGGGAUUACAAAUGGAAGACGACAAUGUCUGGACCCUCCCACACUAAAAUUUCGUGAAGGAGGCAGGGCCUUGUCUGGAAGCAUCCUUAACUCUCCCAUAUCAUGGUUUUGCACAUCUGGAGGCAGAAGAGCGUGAACACGUGUCUUGAAUAUGGGGAGCUUCCAUGAUGCUGCCUCUGAGUGUUGUCUUUAAGGUUUCAGAGGCAUAGAAGAGAGACUCAAGCAUAGACCAUGCCUGUCCCCCCUCCUCCAGCCCCUCCACCUCCCCCAACUCUUGCUGUGGCAAAUACAGAGAAGCCUUCCUUAAACAGAUCGGAGCAGGCAGGACGAAAUGCUCUUCUGUCGGAUAUUUCCAAAGGAAAAAGGCUUAGAAAGGCUGUUACCAAUGACAGAAGUGCGCCAGUCAUUGACAAACCUAAAGGAUCAGGUGGUGGAGGUAGUGGUAGUGGCUUCACAAGCGGCGGUGGCGGCGGCAGUGGCGGCAGCAAUAGCUAUGGCGGAGGUGGACCUCCUGGUUUGGGAGGCCUGUUCCAAGCAGGGAUGCCCAAACUUAGAUCUACAAACAGGGAUAAUGAUUCUGCAGGAGGCAGGGCUCCGGUAUUCCCACCGGGAGGACGAGCGACAUCUGCAAAGCCCUUUUCCUCCUCGGGUGGCGUAGGCCGAUUUCAAGUCCCUUCUCUUGGGCAAAGAACUGCAGCUCCAGAACCUCCAAGAAGCCGGAUGCCUCCCCCAAGGCCUGACACUGGUUCCAAGGCUGACACAGGCGCACCUCCUGUGCCAAAUACUCCGAGGCCUGUCCCAUCAAGUCUGUACAACAGAGGAGCUCCGCCUGUGCCAGGAACAAACAGACAGGCCAGCUUAGGGCUCACACCUUCACCUUUCCCAGGAAACAGAAAUCUAGCGUUUGGAGGAUCCAUUCGCCAGCCAUCACCUGGUAGUCCUUCUUCUCCUUUCUCAAACAGGCCUCCUCUUCCCCCUGCACCAGGCAGGACAACAGACGAUAAACCGCCUCCGCCACCACCUCCGACAGGAAACAGGCCACCCCUCAGUAGGGAAUCUUCCCUGCCACCUCCUCCACCUCAAAACAACAAGCCUCCAAUUCCUUCUAUGUCUCGGCCUUCCUUUGGGUCUCCAGUUCCUCCUCCCCCUCCGCCGAGUAGGCCGGGCCCACCUCCAGUUCCACCAACACCUGGCGGAAAUGAUGAAAUGCCACGGCUUCCUCAAAGGAAUAUUUCACUAGCAAGUCCAUCUCCACCAGGUUUGCCUGGCUCUGGUCGCUCUGGACCUCUUCCGCCCCCACCAGGUGAGAGGCCACCACCUCCUGUAAGAGACCCGCCCAGCAGAUCAGGACCACUUCCACCCCCACCACCCCCAAUAAACAGAAAUGGUAGCACUUCACGAGCAUUGCCAGCUACUCCACAGCUUCCUUUCAGACCGGCAUUUGAUAAUAAACACAGAGCUGGACCAGUGCCUCCACCUCCUCCGGACAGACCAGGUUCUGGAGCACCACCGCCACCUCCGCCGCCACCAGCUGCCAUCCGAAAUGGCUUCCAGGAUUCUUCAUGUGACGAUGAAUGGGAAAGCAGAUUUUCCUUCCAUCCUCUGUCCGACUUGCCACCUCCAGAGCCAUACGUGCCCAUGAACAAAAGCUACCCCAGUAAACUGGCAAGGAACGACAUCAGAAGUGGAUCUAGCCGCAGAGAAAGAGGCGCUCCACCACUUCCACCUAUUCCGAGCUGUUAAUCAAGUAUCCAGAUACAAGCAGGAAAUGUCUGACGGCAGGACACAUUCCAUUGACCUGUUACAAGCUUUCACUUACUUUUCCAUGUGCGUGUAAAACAGCUGAACAGCGUUUAAGUUCUGAUCUCACUGCAAAAUGUAAUUACUUUCACGGGAUUUUCUUCAUCUGAAAAACUGUAAGAAAGGGCUUCUGGGUUUUUCUGUUGGAUGUGGGGUGGAUGAUAUUUUUGGCAUCAUGACAGUUGGUAAAUGCAUUUACCAUUUUACAGCCAAUUCACUUUACUCGCUGAUAUGGAUAUAUGAUGAUACAUAACAAGACACAUGGGGAAACUAUGGUUCUUGACUGGAACACACCGGAUAAAUAAAAUGACUAACUAUGGAAGAAAGCUCUGAAGAUGGCUUUCAAGGAUCUGCCCUGUAUUAGUAUGCGAAUUGGAGGCCACAACAUGACUUUUCUGGUGCUUUCAUGAUGGAAGGAAGAAUUGGGAAGGUUGAAGAAUCCAAAUAUGCAAUAUAACAUUAUCCAAAGUUGAAUGGUUAAGGGACUGCUAGAACACGACCUCUUUAGAGAUGCACAUAAAAAAAGUAAGCAUAUCUGUGGGGAAACUCUGAAAAGGAAAUCAGAAAAUUCACAAUGGUGCUUUGUGUGAUUGGCUUUAUCAGCCAAGAUCGCACCUUGAUUUUAGACUGUGUUGCAUUCCCAUUAAUGAUAAACAAAGCAAGACGGAGCUUGGUAUGUAGAAAAGAAGAAAAAUAGCUUUGCAAUUUCAGGCUACUUAUACAUGUACGAAGCUUUUUAAAGGACUUUUUGUUUUGUUUUUUAAAAAAAUGCUUUUGCUGGUUGGCUAUGGGCCUUAGAGUACAUUCCAUGAGCUCACGCUUGUGUUGGAAUCCUUACAGAUUAAUACGUUGAGGGAUCCAAAGCUUUAACCCACACAGGUCUUGUUGUAAGAUCAGAGCUCAUUUGGGGGGGGGGGUUGCACAGACAUCAGUAUUGCGGCAUGUUGCAACUGCUUUCAGAAUCAUACACUCUGCAAUAAUUAUGGAUUUCUCAGUGGGCUGUGCCUCUUUUCCUAUGCACUUAACAGCCCUGACAUAUAUGCAGUAUUAAUAGUUCCAGUUUCAGUCCAGUUAACCAUUGUUUGUACGUGUGAUGUUUUAUAAAAACUCAACAGGCUGUAAAGGAUUAAAUUAUGACUUACAUGUUGUUGCUGCAACUGGAACAUUUAAGCUUUCUGAUAAACAAAUGAAGUACAAAGUGUUAUACUGUGGAGUUUUUAAAAACAAAAUAUCUGCAGAAGCUGUGCAUUUAAUUUAUGACGUUUAAGAGCCCAAUUCUGUUUUACAGUAGUCAAGUGAAGAUGGCAGAAAAGAACUCUGAGUUCAGUGCAAUUGGUGUUAGUGCUUCUAUUGACUAGAGAUUAACCAAGAAACUUGGGUAUGCAAUAAAGUCUUUGCUGUAGAAAUGCUAGAGGUAGAGGUAAAAACACAAUCUGAUUUCUCAGUCAAUGGCCCUCUCAUAGCAGUAUCCACUCAUUCUUACCAAUGGAUUAGCCCUUAAGUGAGGGAAGUUAUACGGUAAUGUUCUCAAACUGGACAGUGAGGAAUGACCAGCCAGGUGUAGGGAAAGGCAGUGGUGUAGUUGUACAUUUGGAAGUGCAAGUUCUCAUCAUGACCACCCCCAAGGAUAGUCCAAAGAUGUAGGCAGCUGUUUUGAUUCAUAUCAGUUCUAGCAGGUUACAUAUCCAUCAGGGGCAGGCCUUUUGUAAAAAGAAGGGGUCUUAAUUGCCCAGUCAAGACCAAAAGUCUUUAUGUUACAAGAGGGAUCAUUUGCAAGAAUAUAUUGUUGCUGGGAAAGCCCAUUUUCCCAUCUAGUGCAAGAAUUGCAGCUAAGCUCAGAGAUAAAAGACUGGGCCGUGUAUUAGAUGUCAUUGUCCCUGCUAAUUAGAAAGCCCCAUAGUUUUGUCCCCCGGGGAGCCUUGGUUCUAUUGCAUCACUAUUGAAAGGAUAAUGGAGGGACAGAAUGUGCACAGUUAAUACCUACCAGUAUCUUAUAAACAACUUCCAUUUCUGUGGUAUUCAGAAACUCUUGAGAUUCUAUUUUACUCUGUCAAUUGACUGUGUCAUUGGCAAAUUAAUUCCAGUGCAAUAUUAUUUGAAAUUCUAACCAAAGCCUUAGCAUUUAAAAUGUAAUGUGGCCUUCAGAGAGUGAAGCAAAGAAACUAGAGCUUCUCUCUCUUCCUCAGAGGAUAACAUUUUAGCACUUUCUCUCAUAUAGGAAUCAUCCUCAAAGUGUAUAUGUAAAAUUCUUCAAAGAAGAAAAGAAAAUAGGACUUGUUUGGAUUGUGUAAAGUAUAACACUUUUUAUUUCACCAGAUAUAUUAAAAAAUACAGCAUUUUAAGUUUAAUAUAUCAUUGUAUUUUAGAUAUAUUAGAAUUAGUAUUUAUUUGACUAUGCACAAUGAUCAAAUAGCAGAAAGCAAAACAGUUUCUUCCUCGUGGUGCCUUAGGCUGCAGUUCUAUGUAAGCUCUAUUGAACUCAAUGGGACUUACUUUUGAGUUAGAUGUGAAUAGAAUUGCACCAUUAAUACAUUUUAACCCAUUUUUAAAAUGUCAAAAUGACUGUUAUCUAUAAAAAAACCCAACAGAUCUUAGAUCUUAUCCCUCUCCCCAAAAUUUCAAAAAUAAAAUAAUACUGUGUGAAAUCUCUCGACUCAUUUGCUAUCUAAUAUCUGCUAAUAUCUGUCUAACAUUUUGGUAGUACUUGGCAAACUGCAAUUCUUAGCAAGAUUAUUGAGGCAAUUUCUGUGGUUUAUCAAUGGAAUUUGCAAAUGAAUGAAUUUAGGACUGAGGUUUUGAAAAAGGCAAAAGUUUAAAAAACCCAUGGAUUGCAUUUUAUACGAGUGAAUGAAUCAAAUGAAUUUUCAAUAUGUAAUGCAUACCCCCUAAUUUUGUAAGGUUGCACAGGUGUACAACAUGCCCGUAUUGUAAAUAAGAUUAUUUUUAUUUGACAUUGCUUUGGAUUAUUAACAUGGAUAUCUUAAAAGUGUCUAUAUAGUAUCACUGUGACCUAAAUUGUAAGAAACUAGAUGGCAAAUGAAAACAUUCUAUCCAAAGCACCAAUAAAAAUAAAAUUGUCAGAU
This is a messenger RNA of Elgaria multicarinata webbii, 4893 nucleotides long. It is a transcript of the gene WIPF1, whose product is annotated as WAS/WASL interacting protein family member 1. The record is from RefSeq and is a predicted model, not a curated record. Gene Ontology annotation, molecular function: actin binding. NCBI's taxonomy places the organism in Eukaryota, Metazoa, Chordata, Lepidosauria, Squamata, Anguidae. Bases 242 to 1753 code for a protein of 503 amino acids. The transcript is spliced from 9 exons.